UUCCGGGAUUUAAAGGAGCAACAUUGGCUGGCAGGAAGUCAGUGAAAAUCUUUGUGGCCUGAGGGGAUUGUUUGAAAUCUCUAUUCACCUACCAUUCUCCUCCCCGACUUUAGCGGCGUAUAGUAUUCCCCAGCCGCACUCGGGGGGUCAGUAUGCAAAACUGAGGGAGAAAAUAAAGGACCAGCAUUUGGGGCUUUUUUUCUUUUGCAUCAUUCAACGAGAACGAAUUUCUACUGAAUGUCGAGCGUGCUUUCUUUUCUUCUGGAGCCUCCUGUAAAGUGCUGGAAUUAGAUCCUGAAAAGAUGACAUCAUCUAAUGAUUAUGGAGCCUCUUCAUGGGAACUUAAUGUUCAGGUAGAUCAGCCAAAUGAAGAUUCACCAUUGGAGUUUAAUUUGAGAGUAACAGGGGACUUUCAUGUUGGAGGAGUCAUGCUAAAAUUAGUGGAACAAAUUCCGGCACCCCAAGACUGGUCAGACCACGCUCUUUGGUGGGAAAAGAAAAAAUGCUGGCUUCUGAAGACUCAUUGGACUCUGGACAAAUAUGGAAUCCAAGCUGACGCUAAAUUGUUGUACACGCCGCAGCAUAAGUCAUUAAAAUUGCAGCUGCCUAAUAUGAAGACAGUAAGGUUAAAAGUCAGUUUCUCUUCUGUGGUCUUCCGGGCAGUCAUUGAUAUUUGCAAGACCCUGAAUAUUCGUAGGCCAGAGGAACUUUCCCUGUUGAGACCGCGAGAUAAUAUCUCAAAAAAGAAGAGGAAAGAGAAGAACAAUAAGCAUCCAAUUAAUGAAGAUAUUUUAGACUUGGACCAGGUGCCAGUAUCCCCAGGAUCAGUAGCAAGCCCUGGUCUGUACAGCAAGACUAUGACUCCCAUAUACGACCCUGUCAAUGGAACACCUAUCUCUUCUACAAUUACAUGGUUCAGUGAUAGUCCUCUAGCUGAACAGAACUGCAAUAUCCUGGCCGUCAGCCAGCCAAACCUAACGCCGGAAGCACUGGCUAAAAUGUACCGGCCGCAGAAUCAAGUCGACAAAGCAGAACUUAAUGCUGGAUGGCUAGAUUCAUCACGUUCUCUGAUGGAACAAGACAUCCAGAAGGAAGAUAAGCUGCUGUUGCGUUACAAGUACUACAGCUUCUUUGAUCUGAACCCUAAAUAUGAUGCAGUCCGGAUAAACCAGCUGUAUGAGCAAGCACGAUGGGCAAUUCUGCUGGAAGAAAUUGAUUGCACUGAAGAAGAAAUGUUGCUGUUUGCUGCAUUGCAGUAUCAUAUAAGCAAGUUAUCGCUAUUAUCUGAACCACAAGACUACACUAAUGAGCAAGACGUAGAUGAAGUUGAGGCUGCCCUUGCCAGUCUAGAAGUGACACUUGAAGGUGGAAAACUUGACAAGAUUUUGGAGGACAUCACAGACAUCCCAAAGUUAGCAGAUUAUCUUAAAAUUUUUAGGCCUAAGAAACUGACGCUGAAAGCCUACAAGCAGUACUACUUUAUUUUUAAAGAUACUUGUUUAUCAUACUUCAAGAAUAAAGAAGCUUCUCAAGGAGAACCAAUUGAAAAAUUAAACCUGAGAGGAUGUGAAGUUGUACCAGAUGUGAACGUAGCAGGACAGAAAUUUGGGAUCAAAUUGCUGAUUCCUGUGGCUGAUGGCAUGAAUGAAACAUACAUAAAAUGUCACAAUGAAACGCAAUAUGCUAAAUGGAUGGCUGCCUGCAGACUGGCUUCAAAGGGCAAGACAAUGGCUGAUAGCUCAUACCCCACAGAGGUGUAUGACAUUCAAUCUUUCUUAAAGAUGAAGAAUGUAAAUUCUGUGCCUCAGGUGAUGCGUGACCCAAAUGCCAUGGACAUGAACCCAGAAUCAUUGGUGUCACCAAGAUACUUGAAAAAGUUCAAAACUAAACAGUUGACCACACGCAUCCUGGAAGCAUAUCAAAAUGUUACCCAGAUGGCCCUGGUAGAAGCCAAAAUGCGGUUCAUCCAGGCGUGGCAGUCUCUGCCAGAGUUUGGAGUUUCUUAUUUCUUAGUCAGAUUCAGAGGAACAAAGAAAGAUGAACUGUUGGGUGUUUCCUACAACCGAUUAAUAAGAAUAGAUAUGGCAACCAGAGAUCCUAUCAUAACAUGGAGAUACAGCAACAUAAAACAGUGGAAUGUCAACUGGGAAAUCAGACAGGUUGAAAUUGAAUUUGAUCAAAGUGUGGCAAUAGCACUCACGUGUCUCAAUGCAGAUUGCAAGAUUGUUCACGAGUACAUUGGUGGCUAUAUAUUUCUGUCAACGCGUUCCAAGGGCCAGAAUGAGACCCUGGAUGAAGAACUGUUCCACAAACUCACUGGUGGUCAAGAUUAAUGCAAAAAUAGCAAAUCUGAACUGUGGUACAACAUUAUGUAAAAUACAGUUAUUGCUAAGAGGCCAAAAAUAACUAUAAAAUUGAAUUUUUGCAGCAUGCAAGUGUAACAUAGUUACAACAACAACUACCUUUAGGGAUAACUAAAUUCUACUCAUGCAUUAUAUUGUAAUUUUUAUAUAUAUAUACAUCUUCCAGUUUGUUUCAAGACUUCCAACCAGUAAUAACACCACUGUAUGCUUACAGGCUCAGUGUUGGCUGGGCAAAUUUAACCUUUUAAAGUGAUUGAUUUUUAACUGAUUGUGCCCUCUGCAGUUAUUUUCCCUUUAGCAAGGAAACAGUCACUAUUUAACCAUUGUAUGUUAACCUUAAAAUGUACCUAUUACAUGAUCAGAUCUACUGAAACUGUGAAAAAUAAAUGACCAAAGGAAAA
This is a messenger RNA of Carcharodon carcharias (great white shark), 2764 nucleotides long. RefSeq names its product FERM domain containing kindlin 1 (gene fermt1). Gene Ontology annotation, molecular function: integrin binding. The transcript has 15 exons. The record is from RefSeq and is a predicted model, not a curated record. Bases 303 to 2333 code for a protein of 676 amino acids. Gene Ontology annotation, cellular component: focal adhesion. Gene Ontology annotation, biological process: integrin-mediated signaling pathway; cell-matrix adhesion. NCBI's taxonomy places the organism in Eukaryota, Metazoa, Chordata, Chondrichthyes, Lamniformes, Lamnidae.